Messenger RNA from Marchantia polymorpha subsp. ruderalis, 7089 nucleotides. The record is from the annotation of a GenBank genome assembly. Lineage: Eukaryota; Viridiplantae; Streptophyta; Marchantiopsida; Marchantiales; Marchantiaceae.
AUAGUCGAUUUUCAAACGGAAGACGAGAGCACAACUUUUGGGAUAGACGACGGGACCAGCGGGAAUCGAAACUGAGAACAGUUGUGCAACUUUGGAUUCCUCUGAGCGAUUUCGUCGUUGAUCAACAAUUCGAAUGCGGUACACGAGCAGUGGUAAGGGAAUCGCCCAAGUGACAGGAAGCGCGGCAAACCCCUAAACCUCGAAUUUGUCUGGACAUCUCUGCUCUUGGGACCGAAAGGAACGCCGGAAGGCCUUGAACCUUCUGUCAACGAGAGCUCGGAUGAGCAUAUCUCGAAACAUGGCCAGAGUUUGGGUUCGAGCACAGGAUGGAGGAACGAGAAAUUAAGUCAACGUUUUCAGGCCGCGCUGCAGUCGCGGAAUGUGGUGUUCAGUAGAUUUGAUAUCUUUUAGAGGAGAUAUGGCAGCAGGAGUUUUGAAAGGGUUGGAUAGUCCAGAUGUACACGAGUUUUAGCUGUCUUCUACAGUAAUUGUCAUUUGAAGGACUGGAGAAUUUUCGAGCGCAAUGGAGCUCAAAGAAGUGGAACUGAAGGUGAUCGACGAUGUUAUGUUCAAGAGAAUUGGAGUGGAUGUCCCCAUGCUCCCGGACGCUGAAGGUUUCUCUUCGGAACAGCUUCCAGUUCGAGCUCUGGCAGUCUCCAAUCGAUUUGGUUACUGUCUUUUCGCACAUUCACGAGGAUUCAGUGUUGCAAAAACAGCAGACUUGAUCCUAGUUGCUGAAAAGCUGAAGGAUAAAAGUAAUGCCGGCCAAACAGCUCAAGAAAAGAGCGUUGUAAAUGUCACUGUCGCCAACAUUCGAUUUUUGUCACUUUCAAAUGAUGAACUCACAGUUGCUGUGUGCUCUGGAGGCAGCGUGAUGUUCUAUGACCUGCCAUCCCUCGUCCUAAAGUCAGAUACAUGCCCAUUUGAAGUACGCAAAGUUGAUCCCCUUGAAGAUACGCACGCGAAAGAUUUUAGUUGGAGUCCAGCAGGCGGGGACACGUACCUUAUUUUAACAAGCAAUCAACAACUGCUCCUUGGGCGCGUUGGGUUUCCUCCAGAGAUCAAGGUCAAGAAGGGUGUCGUAGCAGCUUCCUGGAGUGAGGACGGACAGCAUGUUGCCUACGUAUCUGAAAACCGCCAAUUGAGCAUCACGACUUCAACUUUUGCCAAGACUUUCGACAUAAAACUUCCAGCAUAUCUUUCAGACGAGGAUGUGGAUUCUGAUUUGACCGUGGAUGCAAUUAGAUGGGUGCGCUCAGAUAGCAUUAUUGUUGGAUAUGUGAGAGUCAAUUCCGAAGGAGAGGAGGAUGGCUAUCCACUUUUUGUCGUGACAUCGACAAACGGAACUCUUGCAGAGGAGCAUAACAAAAGUCUGGGGCUCGUCUUCUAUCAGCUCUUUCCCAGUAUCGAAUCUUUUGUUGUCCCUUCAGGCAGUGGGCCGUACAUGCUAGUUGAUUACCUCAAACCAUGGGAAUUGGUGGUCGCAGCAAGCAGGAAAAGCAUCGAUGAUCACAUUGUGCUUGUAGGUUGGCUACCAGAGAAUGGAAGAGAUGAAGCGUUCAGUCUAGAACUUGGUAAUGAUUUGUGGCUACCAAGAAUUGAGCUGCAAGAGAGUGGUGAUGACAACGCUAUAGUUGGCCUAGCCAUUGAUCGCACGACGGUUCAAAUCCAGUUAAUUGAUCCCAAAGAUGACGCUGGAGAGGAGAAGCUGCCUCCUUCGCCUGUUUUGAUCUGUGUAACUCUUGAGGGGAAGUUGAGUUUUUUCUCUUUUGCAAGGCUCGAUGGAAAGUGGAAUGUCCCGAACCUAGUUGCAGCACCAUCUGACAUGCCAGAAUCAAAGAGAUCGUCUAUACAGGGCUCACAAGCCAGCGGGAAAAUUUCAAGUGCAACCAGUGUUACCUCAAGCAAAGGAGCAGACGAUCAAGCUCGACAAAGGGCUCCAAAAGCAGCUUAUGUGGCCGAGAUAAAAGAAGAUGAAAAAUUUUCUCCACCUGCUAGUUCAAGCAGUCCAGACAAAGGGGAUGUGAAAGAUGGUACUGUAUCCUUGUUUGAACGAUUUACUAGGCCCUCCCCCUCUCCACUACCGAUCCCUGUACAAAAAGUGGAAGGUCCAAAAUUGGGACUUGUACCUGGUUCUGCUCAGUCAGGUCAAUUUCAGAAGGCCGAAAUUCCAAAACUGGCGCUGAUAUCUAGUUCUCAUGAUAGCAGACAGCCUAGUACAAACCCCGUUUCAGCUCUUAAAGAUCACAAAGGAGCAGAGAAUGUUGGUAAUGCUUAUGAAGGCCUGUUCCGCCCUUUCGAGGAUGGCUCAAAGAGUGGAUCAGGUACCAUAAACAGUAGUUUUCCAUCUGCAUUCUCUUUCAGUGAAUCCGCCAGAAGUAAUGUUUUUAACAACACAGGCUCUUUCCAAAAUGAAGCUAUAACAGUGCCUAGUUCUGCCUUGGCCUCGUAUAGUCAACCGACGGGUAUAUUUCAGAAACGAACCGACAAGGUUUCAGCAACCCGACCUGUCUCUCCUCAGCCGCAAAGGCAAUCUCAGUUCCCCGCAACGAGUCCUUCUAUCCCAUCAAACUCAGGUUUACCUGGCAAGGGUGUACAGGCUGGAGCUAAUGCAUUCAAUACUGGUGCUGCUGUCUUUCCAGGCAAAGGAUUUGACUCAGGUUCCAUGACAAAUCCACCAGGUCCGUUUAGUCAGGCCGGAAAGAGCUCGCAGAUUACAAAUAACCAGACACAGAGACCCACCCCUAUUAUGAGAACCUCAUUACCUUCAAGUGCAGGCCAAGACAAACAAUCUCAGGGACGAGCAAGUGGUCUUUCAGAUAUGGAAGCGGCAUUUAUUUCGGAACUUGAGAAGGUUAGAAGAAUGGCUGAAGAAGUCGACCAGCUGAUGUCGUACAUCGAAGGACGAGCAACGAAGGACAAUUUUGAAAAUGAUUACACCUUCACGAGGCAGUCCUUGGAAGAACUCGAGCAAGCCAUUCACCUCCUUUCUGAAGAAAGCAAAGCGCAUAGAAGGCAACUCACGCAAUUGAAGCAAAGUGUUGAAGAUCUCCGAGAUGAAAGCUUGCGAGUUGACUCCUGGAGGAUCUACGCAAAGAGCUUAAUGGAACAGAAAAACGAUAGCCGGCAUCUAGAGCUGUGGACGCUGCAAAAAUUGCAUCCAGAACUAGAUAUAAAACGGAAGAGAGUAUUGAAAGCGGACCAGGACUUAAAGCUGAAAAUUGCGGAAAUGGAGAAGCAUGUUCACAACUUGGAACUAAAACAAUGGCAGACUGAUAGUGCUCGAAGAAGACCAAACAAACAAGUGCGCACUCCUGGGCAAUUUCUUUCAGUGCAAAAUCUCUACAAUACGGUGAAUGCUCAAAUGGCAGUGGCAGAGGAGCUUUCACUUUCUCUGGCGCAGCAAAUGGAGACCUUGAAUAUAAACUGGUCAUCACCUGCCAAGGGCCCAAAGAAGUCAACCGCUGCUUCUAUUUUAGAAUCUGUGGGGGCACACCCCAACGAUGUCAGAAAUUCUUAUGUGACAUCAGACGGGCCGAGUCCAAUCUCGAGGCAACGUCUUACCUAUUCUCCCGUACCUAAGGGGGCAUCAACAGGUGACAGAAUGACAAUGCCUGAGCUGUGUGUUAACACACAGGAGACCACAAGGAGAAGAAGAGACUCCAUGGAUGCUACCUGGGUCGAGAGUGGAGCUCCGAAGACAACGAUCAAGAGACCAGUGCAUACGAAUCUCAAUCAGGGUUUUGCAUCUGGUAAUUCGAGUUUGCCUACGUUUAGGCAAGGUAAGGGAAAUGUACCCGAGCUAUCUUCUAGAGAACCCUGGUCUCAACCUUUUCGACCUGUUCGACAAAUUCAAAAUACGAGGAUGGCUACACAAACCACGAACGCAAAUCUUCCUGCUCCAAGCUUCGAAAAUGGCAUAUCAGGCCCUGUCUCUGGCCGAAUGGGAACUUCGACGUAUGGUCCUCAGCGACCAUUGUCGCAACCAGAUCAACAAAGACGAUCAAGUUCAACGUCCCCGAAUGGAGAAGUGCCUCUAACUCAGUCAAACCAAUUCGCCUUAAGUUCUUCAUCAAGCAAUGCGGACUCUAAAGAGAGCCUCUUCAAGUGGGCUAACAACCAAGUCUCAGGACCUAAAGUGAAUCCAGUAGCACCUUCUUAUACCGUUAAUAAGCAAGGCACUGGCGGAGGGUUCGAUGUUCCCGGUCUGGGUCCCACCGGCAAGGUUACAGCAAGUAAAUUGUUUUCUUCAGGUAGUACUGAUGGGACUGCUGGAAAUGUUGGGGGAAACUUUGCGUCGGCACCAGCAACGAAGCCACGUCUAUUAGGAGCUUUUGAUGGAGCUGGUAGUGAUUUGACUGGGAAGAGUGGUGUAUUUCCAAGGUUAGGGACAAUAGCCAGUAAUAAGUACGGUUCUGUUUCUUCAACUGGAAAUCUGGUGGACGGCUCCCGGUUAGAUAAAGACACGAACCAAAAUAUGGUUCGAAACCCUACAGGAGGAUCAACCCCGUCCUUAACAGGGCCUGGCUCAACUCCUCUUCUCACCGGAUCGAAACCUCAACCACUUCUUACAGGACCCUCACCUCCUCUACUUUUGACUGGAGCAACGUCUACAGGUGGUGCUGCGGAUAGGAAGUCUCAAUCGCUUCAGGCAUCAGAAAGAAGAGUCGAAUCAGAACAGGAUUCAGAGGGAAGGUCUGACAGAGAUAGUCAUUUCCUGACAACCUCGAAACAGCGUCAUGUAACUAGCUUUCCCGUGCAGAUACAGAGCUCUACUUCUGGAACUUCUCACAACACUCAAGCUCUGCAACCGAAAGAACCGGAAAAACAGUCGGACGAGAUGAAGACUGCUUCUAACACUCCGAGUAUCUCCGGUCCAACCUCUGGAAGCAGUGGAAAAAGCUCUCUCGACUUCAGCUCCAAGUCAGGAGCCUUGGGAUCAGGAGGCUCGCAGUCGGCACUCACAGUACCUUCUUCACCAGGGUUCAAUUUUGCAAUUCCUAGUUCUUCAGCGCCCUUUUCUCAAUCCCAAGUUUCGAAAUCAUUGUUCUCGGCAGGGAACAACCACCCUGUGGUGCCUACGUCACCGGCUAACAAAUCAGGCCCCGCUGCCCAUCCACCGUCGAGGUUUGAAGUACAAGGAAACACAAGCACAACGUCAAGCUCGUUUCCUGUACCUUCAGUCAAUACAGGACUUAUAUCUGGAGGUGCAGGUUCUUCUCCCGGAGUACAAGCAUCUAACACAUCAAGUGGUCCUACUUCUUCAGCCAAAUCACCUUUUACAGUCGCUGCAAGUGCCCCAACACCAACUCCCGUUCAAUUAGCUGGGUCACCUUUCACAUCUUCCAGCCUUCCUACGACCAGCCAUUCAGCUUCUUCACCUUUUACAAUCUCGAGUGCUUCUUCACCAUCUCAAACUACUGCUUCGCCAUUUUCAUCUUCAAUUACCUCUGCACCAUCUCAAACCACUGGUUCACCAUUUUCAUCUUCAAGUGCAGGUGCACCAUCUCAAACCACUGUUUCACCAUUUUCAGCUUCUAGUGCGGCUGCACCAUCUCAAACCACUGGCUCACCAUUUCCUGCUUCAAGUGCGGCUGCACCAUCUCAAACCACUGUUUCACCAUUUUCAGCUUCUAGUGCGGCUGCACCAUCUCAAACCACUGGCUCACCAUUUCCUGCUUCAAGUGCGGCUGCACCAUCUCAAACCACCCCCUCACCUUUUCCAUCUUCAAGUGCUUCGGAACAAUCUCAGUCUGCUUCUCCUUUUGCAUCUUCAAGUAUAUCUGGUUUCUCGACAUCAGGGACGCAGAUGACAUCCGCUUCCUUCGGGCAGUCAAGCAUGUGGCCAACAUCAGGUCAGCAGCCCUUCAUGUUUCCAAAUUCCAGUUCCAUGGCUCCGGCUACAUCCAUAUCUCCCACUGCACUAGAGAACAAUGAAGAUGAUAUGGAAGAGGAAGCAAGCACGGAAGGAAUUACGAGUCUUGGAGGUGGAUUUGGAGGAUUUGGAGGGCUUGGCCUUGGUGGCGCCAGUACACCUUCGCAGACCCAAAAGACCAACCCAUUUGGAGGCACAUUUUUUGGAAGUAGUCCAUCUCAAACUUCGACUGCACCUUCUGGUGGACAACUCUUUAGACCAGCCGCAUUCAGUCUGCCUGUGGCUCAGCCUCAAUCCUCACCGCAGCAAACAGGAGGCAGUCCCUUCGGAAGUGGAUUUGGUUCCUCUGGAUUCUCACAGGGCAACCUCUUCAGUUCCGGUGAUGCCGGAAAGUCCUUUGGAAGUCAAUCACAAUCUUCUCCAGGUGGCUUUGGGCAACCUGCACAGCUUGGACCUGGGCAGCAGGCCCUUGGCAGUGCUCUUGGGGCUUUUGGACAGACCCGACAAGUGGGUUUCGGCACUCCGAGCGUUGGAGGCGCAUCUAUUUCAGGCUUUUCGGCUGCACCCCAAGGCGGAGGGUUUGCAAAUGCUGCAACUGGUGGAGGAUUUGGGGGUGCUGCCACUGGUGGUGGAUUUGCAAGUGUCGCAGCAGGUGGUGGUUUUGCUGGCUUGGGAUCAGGUGGAGGUUUUGGAGCCUCGUCAGGUGGUGGAUUCCAAAGUUUUGGUAAUCAGGGUGCCCAACCUGGGUUUGGUACUGGAAUGCAACCUGCGCAGGACUCACUGUUCACAAAGAUGAGAAGAUGAUAUGAUCUCUCGUAAGGAGAUUUUGGUCUGAGCAAGCAAACUAGAAAUCUAGUUUAGUAACGUACUCCUUCACAUAGAUUUGUACACUGUUAGGACUAGCUUUUCACUGAAUGAGCAGAUUUUCUCAUAUAUGGUCACUGUCCAUUCUAGAGAAUCUACAUCACCCUCACAACUGUAGUUGAGGAGUUGUUUGCGCUAGCUUAUGGAAGAACAUAAGGAUAGGCUUCUAGGUACCGUAUGAAUGAGCCCGCAAACGCCGACAAUCACCGAUUUUAUCUUAGUGCAAGUGCUUGGAGUACAAAUACCAGGAUUCCUUAUCUGCUUUCUGAAGAUUUGGAAAUGUAUAUUGAAUUGAGUUCUUUUAAAUGAGCGCUGAAAAGAAUUGAACCUCAGCAUGUCUGUUGACAUGC